AGGGGAGAGAGUAGAGGACCACUUUGCGACCCUCAAGGGCUGUUGUUUUUCUGUAUGCACUAUUUGUUUGCACUCCCGUGCGCACUUGGACCGCUGCGUGAUCCGGGUGGGUUCCACCACACGGCUCUCGGGACUUGUCCGGCGCUUUUUUUUUUUGGUGUGGACCCGCUAGCAAAGGAAAGGGACGACAAGAGGGACUCGCUGAUCUGGAGGCAGUUUUGUUGCACGAACUCCGAAUCGGCUGCGAUGGAAUGAGCGGCCGCACAAACUCUCCUGAACUUGUGGAGAACUUUUCGUCCGGCGCGCCUGCGACUCCUGCGAGUUUCCGCUUCAGCCGUCGCCCCAGUCAUGUAUGGAUAGCGGGGAGGUUCGCUCGAGAAUCCGGCUCAAAUGGAUCAGCGCUGACGGGUUUAUGGAGCCGGGAUUACACAGCGCGGUGCCAGCCUGUUGAACGCCCACACACGGGCCUAUCGCACACCAUCUGCCUCGGAAUAAACACACGACUCUCUCCAGUGAGGACACUAUCCAUGGAAGUGCUGUAGAAGUUUCACAUAUGACACCGCUGUGAGUCUUCUACCGUCUCCUGCAGCCAGAACAAUGGCAAGCUCUGGCUCCCUGGCACAGAGCGCCUGUAGAUCCGUUUGGCCUCUCGGUUGCGUGCUUUUGUUUUUUGGCUACCUAUCCGUGGCCUCGCCGUCCCACGGCCGGCGGCUGAUAUGCUGGCAAGCCAUCAUGAACUGCCAAAACGAGCCCGAGUGCAAUUACGCGUACGAUCACUACACGCGCGCGUGCGGACCCGUGCUGACCGGCGAGAGGAAGAAGUGUCCGAGCCACUGCAUCUCCUCGCUCGUCCAGCUCAACCUGACCAAAAACGGGCCGGCUCUGGAGGACUGCAGCUGCGCCCACGACCCGGUGUGCACCAGCACCAAGCGGGCCAUCGAGCCCUGCCUGCCCAGGACUACAAGCACCGGCUGCACGGAGGCUCGGCGCCAGUGCGAGAAGGACCAGCAGUGCAGCUCGUCCAUGCACGACUAUCUGAACCACUGCGGGAAACUUUUCAGCGGGGCGAUUUGCACGAACGCCUGCCGGAACGUGAUCGCGAACAUGCGUAAAAUCCCCAAGGGUCAGCAGCUGGACACAUGCAUGUGUGACGGGACGGAGAGGGCCAUCUGCGAGUUCGUGAAGAGCAGCAUGAAGGCGCUCUGCUUCGACUCCCCGGUGAGGGAAGAGGGCAGCGGGACCGACUACGAUGCAGACCCAGAAGGCACCGACGACCCCCCGGAUCCGGAUUAUCCAGAGGAGCUGGGGAGUGGAGCCUCUCUCCCAGCGGCCCGCUGUGCUUUGACCCUCGUGGCAUCCAUUUUGGCUCUAUUGCCCCUCAUUUAGUCCCCGGGUUCAUAAUCUGCCCCGACUAUUGUCCGGAUAAAAAAGGCAAUCUAAACUUUUGUCACUCAUUGACCUGCUUCCAUUGUGAGGGGCUGGAGCCUCAGAGGACUCGGGCAGAGGGUGUUUUGGCGCAGGCCUCGUUUGAUCUCAGAGUGAAGGAUAUCACAUCAGGAUAAUUUUCUAUGCAAAUGAGUCCAGAAAAAAAAAGAUAUUUUGCAAAAGUGCCUGAGCUCCAGGCUGCUCUCUUAUCAAACCACAACACUCCAUGGCUCUCCACAUGCUUUGCUUAGGUGAUAAGCUAAAUUAGAUUGUCAGACUCUCCCUCAGCCACAGACUCUGAUAGGAAAGAUGUCACAAUAGAGACACAGUUGGCUUGUUUUGGUAACAAUGCAAUGUUUAAUCAGUACAUGCUGUGCACUGCCAAUCUUUUGUUUUGUUUUGUUUUUUGUUUUAAGAUAAGAACUAUUUUUAUAUGACCCUGUUGCCGUUUGGCACCAGGACUGUAGGACUCACAAGUAUUUAAUGCUGGAAUCUAUGAACUUGUAAAUAGACUGAGGAGUUAAAGUGAAACAGUAAUUUAUUACAUGCCACCUAGUUACAUCCAAAUGUUCAUCAUGUGAAUAAAAGACUGAGAAUUCCAGCUUUAAAGGGAAGUUAUUUUGACUGUAUUCUCUUCAAAGAUAAUUGUAUAUAUGUGUAUAGCCUAUAUAGAUUUUUCCCCCCCCCAGAGAAUCCUCUAUGUUUGAGGCUAUGAGAUGAUUUUAUUCACUGUGUAUAGCCUAGAGAGAGAAAUGUCUAAAUCCACUGUAUGAUUGCCUUAUUGAUAUACUUUUUAUAGAAGGCAUAAAGGAAACUUGAAGAUGU
This is a messenger RNA of Acanthopagrus latus (yellowfin seabream), 2250 nucleotides long. It is a transcript of the gene gas1a, whose product is annotated as growth arrest-specific 1a. The record is from RefSeq and is a predicted model, not a curated record. The transcript has a single exon. Lineage: Eukaryota; Metazoa; Chordata; Actinopteri; Spariformes; Sparidae. Gene Ontology annotation, biological process: regulation of cell cycle. The coding region runs from base 598 to 1386 and encodes 262 amino acids.